CACCCGCCCCAUCUGGUCCAGCUCGAGAUGGCCGCGACGCUGAGCCUGGAGCCCGCGGGCCGCAGCUGCUGGGACGAGCCGCUGAGCAUCGCCGUGAGCGGCCUGGCCCCCGAGCAGCCCGUCACGCUGCGCGCCGCCCUGCGCGACGAGAAAGGCGCGCGCUUCCGCGCCCACGCGCGCUACCGCGCCGACGCCCACGGCCGCCUGGACCUGGCGCGCGCGCCCGCGCUGGGCGGCAGCUGCGGGCUCGAGCCCAUGGGGCUGCUCUGGGCCCUGGAGCCCGAGCGGCCUUUCUGGCGCCUGGUCAAGCGCGACGUGCGGACGCCCUUCGUGGUGGAGCUGGAGGUGCUGGACGGCCACGAGCCCGACGGCGGGCGGCUGCUGGCGCGGGCGGUGCACGAGCGUCACUUCAUGGCUCCCGGGGUGCGGCGCGUGCCCGUGCGCGAGGGCCGUGUGCGCGCCACGCUCUUCCUGCCCCCAGAACCUGGGCCCUUUCCGGGGAUCGUGGACCUUUUCGGAGUUGGAGGUGGCCUUCUGGAGUAUCGAGCAAGUCUGCUGGCUGGGAAGGGUUUUGCUGUCAUGGCUCUGGCUUAUUAUAACUACGAUGACCUCCCCAAGGGCAUGGAAACCAUGCGCAUGGAGUACUUUGAAGAAGCCGUGAACUACCUGCUUAGCCACCCCGAGGUAAAAGGUCCAGGAGUUGGGCUGCUUGGCAUUUCCAAAGGGGGUGAACUUGGCCUUGCGAUGGCCUCCUUCCUGAAGGGCAUCAAAGCUGCUGUCAUUAUUAAUGGCUCUGUGGCUGCUGUUGGGAACACCAUAAACUACAAGGAUGAGGCGAUCCCUCCUGUGACUAUCCUGAGAAAUCAAGUCAGAAUGACCAAAGAUGGCCUCCAGGAUGUUGUGGAUGCUCUGCAAAGCCCUUUGGUAGAACAGAAGAGCUUUAUCCCCGUGGAAAGGUCAGACACGGCCUUCCUGUUGCUUGUGGGUCAGGAUGACCACAACUGGAAGAGCGAGUUCUAUGCCAAUGAGAUCUCCAAACGCUUGCAGGCCCAUGGGAAGGAGAAGCCCCAGAUCAUCUGCUACCCGGAAGCAGGGCAUUAUAUUGAGCCCCCUUACUUCCCCCUGUGCAAGGCGGGCAUGCACCUCCUGGUGGGGGCUAACAUCGUCUUUGGAGGGGAGCCUAAGCCUCAUGCCAUGGCCCAGUUGGAUGCAUGGCAGCAACUCCAGACUUUCUUCCACAAACACUUGGGUGGUAAGAGUUAGGGAGUGACUUCCCAAAUACAACCUAUUUUCUAAUGGCUUUGGGGGAAAAGGUUCAAAUACAUUGUAAGAAUAUCAGUUAAUAUUACUUCAUCUGAACAUAGUGUUGAAUAUAGUGCUUAUUCAAGGGCUGAAAACGUAGUUCAGUGGUAGAGUACCUGACUGGCUUGUGUAAGUCCCUGGGUUCAAUCCCAAGUGCUGUAGGAAAUCAGGCAGAUGUUAUAUAGAAACUGUACCUUUUCAAGGAAUUGAAUCAAAAGAAUACCAUGAGUAGCCACACUGUUGUGUCAUUAAAAAUUAUGUACUUCAA
This is a messenger RNA of Peromyscus leucopus (white-footed mouse), 1570 nucleotides long. RefSeq names its product acyl-coenzyme A thioesterase 1-like. NCBI's taxonomy places the organism in Eukaryota, Metazoa, Chordata, Mammalia, Rodentia, Cricetidae. The record is from RefSeq and is a predicted model, not a curated record. Gene Ontology annotation, molecular function: fatty acyl-CoA hydrolase activity. Gene Ontology annotation, biological process: acyl-CoA metabolic process; fatty acid metabolic process.